Messenger RNA from Stegostoma tigrinum, 7932 nucleotides. Its product is annotated as serine protease FAM111A-like. Gene Ontology annotation, biological process: proteolysis. Gene Ontology annotation, molecular function: serine-type peptidase activity. The record is from RefSeq and is a predicted model, not a curated record. The coding region runs from base 139 to 1965 and encodes 608 amino acids. Lineage: Eukaryota; Metazoa; Chordata; Chondrichthyes; Orectolobiformes; Stegostomatidae. The transcript has 3 exons.
CUUAAAAAAAGGAAGAAUUCAAAUAUUUCCGCCUUUCAGCAAAACCUUUCGGAGUCUAGCAGCGGAAGCUUCCUCCAGUCCAUUUCUUUUUGAUGUUACAGUCUGUCAUUCUCCAGUAACAACCGCUGAAACUGAGCCAUGCCUCAUACACAACGCAGGAAAUCCAAAACACCUUUACCAUUGGGAAAGGAGAGCAUACGUCCCUUUCUAAAGGGGAAUGAUGAAAAUCCACCAACAACUCCAGUUUUGGACAAAAGGCCUCACGCUGAGAGGAGGAGACCUCUCAUUGAAUGGAAUCAUUCAACCACCACAGGUGAAGCGCCGGCAGCAGCCCUGGGCAAGGUUACGGUGAACAGUGAUGAGGGCAGAGUCAAAGAAUUCACAUUCAACUUCCAGAGUAAUAGCACCGAGCAUGUGGCAACAGGGAAACCCAAUGAAAGUGUUUAUUCCGUUCUCAUGUCUACUGCGGUUUUCAAUAAAGAAAAAGAGAAAAGUGAGGGCAAAACAUUCCAUUUAAUCGGGAAGAGGGAAUUAAUGGGUGCCAUCAAUGUAGGAAUGCCUUGUAAAUGUCUGCCAGAGAAGACCCAUUUCGAAGUGAUAUUUUACCGGCUUAAAGGUGAGGUAUGCUAUCGGGAUGAGGACUCUUCAGGCAAGCAGUGUGUUGUAUUCUGUGUCAAGAGCACUGGAAAGACAGGAGGCCCACUUCGUACAGGUUCGAAACGUAUCAUCAAGUGUGGGUCUCUGCGAAAAGACGGACAUGACAUGUGCAUUUAUGCUUUUCAAGGUGAGACCAUUCGAGAGGCUCUGUGCAAGGACGGAAGGUUCUUAUCCAUCAUUGAACAGAAUGUAUGGAGCCUUGUCGAAGGGCACAGAUGUUUGCAGUUCACACUCACUGUCAAUGACCUCCAUGAUAAAUGUUUUGAAGUUCAAGUGAGCAAUGAAAACUAUAAGGCAAGAAACAAGAAUGAUGAUAAUAAUGAAAAUGCUGGCCCCAGGGAGAGACAGGAGCAGAACAGUGUGCCAGGAGAAGGGAAUACACUGCAUUGUAAGCUGGGAAAGCAGGUUGAUGAAUAUUUGGGAAAGCAAAAAGGCAAGAAGCAUGUCCUUAAAAAAUGGAAUCUGCUCAAGAAAGAAUUUGGGAAGAUCACAGCUGAUGGAGUUCCCAUUACAGUCCAUGAAAUGCUAGUGCGAUUGAGUGAAUCUGUUGGAUUUGUUAAAUGGGAUAACAACGGGAAUCAAGGCUGUGCCACUUGCUUUUACCUUGGUAAUAGUUACAUUCUGACAUGUUGCCACGUGGUGAAGAUGAUGGUAGGAGAUGGUGUGCCUGACAAUGAUUGGAAGACCAUUAUAGAGGAGGCCAUGACAAUAAACUUCUGCUACAAAGAGAAGCAGCAGCCUGUCAGUGGCUGGUAUAACAUUGAACCGUGGUUUGAAGUGUAUAACUUAGAACUUGACUACGCAGUGCUGAGAUUGAAGAUCCCCAACAGUCAGCCAUCUGUUCUACCUUCAGGUUUGUGGCAAACCAAAAACCGCCCUCCUGGGAAUGGAAUGGUCUACAUUAUAGGUCAUCCCGAUGGUGGUCACAAAUCCUCUGACACUUGUUUCAUUAUCCCUUUUCAAAAGCGAAAUAUUCAAAGCUACAUGCAGGUUUUCACGAAAUACACUUUCACAGAAAUCCAAAGUUCAGACAGGAUCACCUACAACAGCUGCUUUUUUAAUGGUGCCUCCGGAUCCCCUGUGUUCAAUUCCUCUGGUGAGCUGGUGGCAAUGCACGCUGCAGGAUAUGAAUAUGAAAUUGGCACUGAGAGAAACAGCGUGAUCGAAUAUGCUCCAACCAUUAAAGCCAUCACAGAUCACAUGAAGAUUCAUCAUCCAAGAUUCGACGUUAUUUCCCAAGUUCCUACCCAGGGUGACCAGAACAUCCUGUUCAAUGACCAAGGAGAGGUUCCAAUGGAUAUAGAGUAAAAGAAUGCAGAAAAUGUGUUUAAAAAGCAAUUAUUCACAUAUUUGUUGCAUCUGUUCCUCUCUUGCGUCAAUUCCAGCAGUAACUCUCCGCCACAUUGCACCCCUUUUGUAAACUCAUUAUUAUUCCAACAUGUAGCCAUUUCCCUGUACUCAUUAACCAAUACUUACAUCUGAUCUUCUAAAAACUUAAUUUUAAAUUCAUUAACUGCGCUUUUGAAUUCCUAUGUGAGCUGAGAAAGCAGGUUGAUGGCCUCUUCUCUCCCAUUUCUAGACACACACGCAACAUUUUGGAAACUUACGCUGCUCAAAUUCCAGCAACUGCACAGCUGCCAGUGCUGUUCAUUGCUCUGCAAUUCCGUGACAUGCCUCAAGUUCUCGAACCUCUCUAUUCUUUUCUUCCUUUCCACAUAUCUGCAUAGAAAAUAGGAACACCAGUUGGCCAUACAGCCCUGCAAGCCUGCUCUGUCAUUCAUUGUAACCAUGGUCAAUUAUGCAAUUCAGUAUCCUGUCCCCUACAUUAUCCCCAUACUCUUGAUUCCUUCGGCCCCAAAACGUCUAUCUAGUUCCUUCUUGAACAGAGUCAGUGUUUUGGCCUCAACCACAUUCUGUACAGAGAAUUCCAGAAGCUCACCACUCUCUAAAUGAACAAACUUCUCAUGUCAGUCCUGAAUGGCCUACACUGUAUCCUUAACGGUGACCCAUGGUUCUGCACUUCCUUGUUGCUGGGGACAUCGUUCCUGAGAUUGUCCUGUUAGAGUUUUAUAGGUUUCUGAGCGAUCUCCCCUCAUUGUUCUAAACUCCAAUGAAUACAGUCUUAACCUAACCAGUCUCCCUGCAUUUGUAUGUCCUGUCAUCCCAGGAAUAAGUCUGAUAAACAUCCUCUACUUUCCAAACAAUGUCCCUAUCGGUUUCCUAUUUUAAAUCUGCCCUUCCAACUUUAAUCUGCUGUUUCACCCAUAGUUCUCUGACCAAGCUUUUGCUCAUCCACACUUAAAACAUGAAGCUAUUUAGCCCAUUGAGACUGUGCCAACUCUCUGCAGAGUGAUCCAGAUGUCCUAUUCCCCUUCUUCCAUCCACGUAGAUCUGUGAGUUUAUUUUCCUCAAGUGCCUUUCUCUUUAAAAAAUAAUCACUGAUCACUUCCAACUCCACUGUCCUCAAAAAGUGCAGAUACCAGGUCAGUUAAAAAGUAAAGUUAAAGUUAAGGUUAUCACAGUCCCAAAGGACCAUAGGGCUAUUCUCUCAAUUACAGAGAGUUGACUGGUGGUGGUUUCACUACGUCAGUACUACUCACACGAUCUCCACUCAUUUUUAAAAAGAUGGUUUCUUCACCUCCUUCAGACAUCUCGAUCCAAUAAACUUAUGGUGUCCCCUAAUGAACAGCUUUUCUUCUUCAAUCUCAUCCAAACCUAUCAGAAUCUUUACACCUCUAUUGUGUAAUCCCUCUAGGUGACUUUAGUGACUAGGAAUACUGAAGUGAAUUACUUACUGCCUGGCUCCCCAGUGCCUGCCCACUGCUCAAAGCACAACUCAGGUGUGUUUCUUUAUUCUUUAGUCAUUCAUAGGAAUGAGGACAUUGCUGGCCGGGCAGCAUUUAUUGCCUUUCCCCAAUUGCCCAGAGGGCAGUUCAGAGUCAGCCACAUUGCUGUGGGUCUGGAGUCACAUGUAGGCCCAGACCAGGUAAGGAUGGCAGUUUCUUUCCCUAAAGAACAUUAGUGAGCCAGGUGGGUUCUACCAUCAAUCGAUAAAGAUUCAUGGUCAUCAUUAGAUUCUUAAUUCCAGCUACUUAUUGAAUUUAAAUUCCACUGUCUGCUGUGGCUGGAUUCAAACCCGGGUCCCCAGAAUGUUAUCUGGGUCUCUGGAUUAACAGUCCAGCAAUAAUACCACUGGGCCAUUGCCUCCCCCUAAUGUGUGGUGGUAUACUCUCCACUUGCCUGGACUACUGUAACUCAACAGCACGAAAGAACCAGCUGGGGAAAACAGCCUGCUUGAUUGACAUCAUAUCCACAAAUGUUCACUCCCUCCACCACCGACACUUAGUAGUAGUGUGUAGCAUCUACAAGUUGCACUGCAGAACUUCAGCAAGGCUCCUUAGCACCUUCCAAAUCCAAGGCCACUUCCAUCUAAAAGGACAAGGUACAUGGGAACACCACUCCUGCAAGAUCCCCUCCAGAUCAUACACCACGCUAACUUGGAAAUACAUUGCCAUUCCUUCACUAUCACUGUGUCAAAAUCCUGAAACUUCAACUGCUAACAGCACUAAGGCUGCACCUUCACCAGUUUAACUGCAGCAGUUUACGACAACAGCUAGCUCAUCAUCUUUAAGGACAAUCAGAGACUGAUAACAAAUUCUGGCCUUCCCAGUGAUGCCUAUGCUCCUGGAAAAAUGCUUCACGAAGUAAUGGUUCACUCUCCCUUGCCAUUUUCAAAGGAAGUUCUAGAAAUGAUACCUUAUAUUGUACAUGUAUAAAGCAGUGGUUCCAGAACUGACCCUUGAGAAAGAAGACUUUCUAUCUUCUUGUAGUCUGCAAAACAAAUGUUGACCACGACCCACUGUCUUCUGUUUUUAUCCGAGCUGACAUUGAACCACCUAAUCCAUGAGCCACGAUCUUAACGAGCCUGCUUGUGAAAAGCUUUCAUAAAAUCCAUAGAGAUAGCAUCCUCCAAUAACCUUCACUAACCUCUUACUUCAAAAAAAAUCAGAUUAGUUCUGCUUUUUCCAAAUCCACGCCUGUUAUUCAAACUUCUCCAAUCCCCAUUUCUGAAAGACAUUACCUGGUGCUGACGUUAAACUGGCUGGCCUAUAAUGAACUAUGAAUAGGCAUUCUUGACUAACUGUAGCACAGUUUGCAAUUUUCAACCCUCUAGAAUUGCCCUGGAUCUUCACUCACACUUCCCUUACCAACUUGGGAUGCGAGCUGUCCAGUCUAGGUGACUUAUUGAAGAGUCAACGCCAGCCUUUCCAGUGCAACCUUCCGCAAUUUUCACUACUCCCAAUAACUCCUCCAUCUCCACUUUGACCAAUAUUCUGUCAGAAUUCUCUCCCGUGAACAACAUUGUGAGAAGGACUCAUUAACCACUGCACCUCUAAUCAUGUAUCACUCUUUUUGUACUCAUACCUUUAAUUUUAAGUGGUUUACUGUCAAUUAUUUUAUCUGAUAAAUACCCCUGUAAAGCACUUUGAGACACUUAUGGUUACAAAAGAACUAUGUAAAUGCAUGUUAUUGCUACUUGAUCCCACUCACCUGCACAUUUCCCAUAGCCUUACAAAUCUGUUUCCACUCUGGUGAAAGAAAGAAAUCACUUUAAAUCGGUACCCUUGCAAUUUUUGAUCCUUAAACCAUAGAAUCUCUAAGGUGGAGCAGCAGGUCUUUCAGCCCACUGAGUCCAAACUGAUGCUCCAAAAAGCAUCCCACCCAUUCCCACACCCGUAUAACUCACAAUCCAUGUCGCUAACCCACCUAGCCGGCACAUCCCUAGACACUAUGGGCAAUUUAGCAUGGCCACUCCACCUAACCUACACAUCUUUGGACUGUGGGAGGAAACCUAUGCAGGCACAGGGAGAAUGUCAGUGCAGAGUUUGCACAGUCACCUGAGGCAGGAAUCAAACCCAGGUCCCUGGUGCUGUGAGGCAGCAGUGCUAACCGCUGAAUCCCUGUGCCACCCUUCUGUCAAUGGAAAUGACUUCUUCUUACCCAUUCAGUUCCUUCAUGACCUUCAACAUUUGUACAAAACCAACUUCCACUUUGUCUGCUCAAAGAACAAUAUGCCAGUCUCUUCAGUUGCACUGACAUCAUACUCUCAAGAUUUAAUUGGUGUUGUGAAAUCAUGAUGAAGGAAUCUAAAUUUUUAGAACACAGAACAGUACAGCACAGUACAGGCCCUUCAGCCCAUGACGUUUUGCCAACCUAUUAUCCUACUAAGAUCAAACUACCUGUAUACCCUACGUUUUACUAUCAUCGAUGUGCCUAUCCAAGAGUUGCUUAAGUCUCCACAGUAUUUGACUCCACUACCACUGCCAGCAACGCAUUCCACACACCCACCACUCUCUGUGUAAUGAACCUACCUCUGACAUCUCUCCUAAACCUUCCUCCAAUCACCUUAAAAUUAUGACCCCUCGUAAUAGCCAUUUCCAUCCUGGGAAAGUGUCUUUGACUAUCCACUCCAUCUGUGCCUCUCAUCAUCUUGUACAUCUCUAUCAAGUCACCUCUUGUCUUUCUUCACUCCAAUGAAAAAAGCCCUAGCUCCCUCAACAUUUCCUCAUAAGACCUGCCCUCUAGUCCAGGCUGCAUCCCGGUCAAUCUCCUUUGCACCCUUUCCAAUGCUUCCACAUCUUUUCCAGAACUGAACACAAUAUUCCAAGUGUAGUCUAACCAGAGUUUCAUGGAGCUGCAGCAUACCCUCACGGCUCUUAAACUCAAUUCCCUACCAAUGAAAGCCAACACACCAUACGUCUUCUUUACAACCCUAUCAACUUGUGUAGCAACUUUGAGGGAUCAAUGGACAUGGACCCCAAGAUCCCCCUGUUCCUCCACACUGCCGAGAAUCCUGCCAUUAAACCCUGUAUUCAAAUUUGACCUUCCAAAAUGAAUCACUUCACACUUUUCUGGGUUGAAUUCCAUCUGCCACUUCUUUGCCCAGCUCUGCAUCCUGCCAAUGUCCUGUUGCAACUUACAACAGCACUUCAUGCUGUCCACAACUCCACCAACCUUCGUGUCAUCGGCAAACUGUCUAACCCACCCUCCCACUUCCUCAUCAAAAUAAUUUAUAAAGAUCACAAACAGCAGAGGUCCCAGAGCAGAACCCUGCGGAACACCACUGGUCACCGAGCUCUAGGCUGAGCUCUACUGCCAUCUUCUGUCUUCUAUUGAACAGCUAGUUUAGUAUCCAGACAGCCCAAUUUCUCUGAAUCCCAUGCCUCCUUACGUUCUGAAUGAGCCUAACAUGUGGAAUCUUAUCAAAUGCCUUGCUAAAAUCCAUAUACACCAUACCCAUUGCCUUCAAUGUGUUUUGUCACAUCCUCAAAGAAUUCAAUAAGGCUUGCAAGGCAUGACCUGUCCCACACAAAACCAUGCUGAUUAAUUCUUAUCAAACUGUGCUUUUUCAAAUAAUCAUAAAUCUACCUCUCAGAACCCUCUCCAAUAAUUUGCCCACUGCAGAAGAAAGACUGACCAGUCUGUAAUUCCCAGGAUUAUCCCGAUUCCCUUUCUUGAACAAGGGAAUGAUAUUUGCCACCUUCCAAUCAUCUGAUUCUAUUCCAGUGGAUAGUGAGGACGGAAAGAUCAUUGCCAAAGAGGCAGCAACUCUUCUGUUGCUUCCCAAAGUAACCUUGGGUAUAUCCCAUCUGGCCCAGGGGACUUAUCUAUCCUCAUAGAUUUCAAUAUUUCUAGCACAUCUUCCUUCCUAAUAUCAACCUGUUCGAGCACAUCUACCUGUUACAUGCUGUCCUCACAAAUGUUGAGCUCCCUCUCACUGGUGAAUACUGAAGCAAAGUAUUUUUUAUUAAGGACCUCCCCUAUCUCCUCUGACUCUACACACAAGUUCCCUGCACUAUCCCACAUCAGCCCUACCCUCACACUGGCCAUCCUCUUGUUCCUCACAUAAGCAUUGAACACCUUGGGAUUUUCCUUGAUCCUGUCCACCAAGAUUUUCUCAUAACCCCUUCUAGCUCUCCUAAGUCCAUUUUUCAGUUCCUGCCUGGCUACCUUGUAGGCCUCUUGAGCUCUGUCCAAUCCUUGCUUCCCCAACCUUAAGUAAGUUUCCUUCUUCCCCUUGACCAGGUGUUCCACAUGUUUUAUCAUCCAAGGUUCCUUCACCUUACCAUCCUUCCCUUGCCCUUAUCCAGUACAUGUAGCAACUGUUCCCUCAACAACCUCCACAUUUCUGUUCAGCAAUUCCCUGAGAACAUCUGUUCCCAAUUUAUGCUCUGCGUUCUUGCUAAUGCUGGAUGUGAGUUUGCUCGCUGAGCU